Caenorhabditis elegans is the source of this 730-nucleotide messenger RNA. RefSeq names its product RsbRD_N domain-containing protein (gene Y39B6A.13). NCBI's taxonomy places the organism in Eukaryota, Metazoa, Nematoda, Chromadorea, Rhabditida, Rhabditidae. The coding region runs from base 66 to 692 and encodes 208 amino acids. The record is from RefSeq and is marked reviewed. The transcript has 5 exons.
GCCUUGUUUACCGUAAAUCGACACUUCAUUUUUCGACGAAUUUCUCUGAUUUCUCACCUAUUUUCAUGGAUAUUGCCCCCAUUUUUCGUGAAAUUUUCGAUCAAUUCAGUUCUGACAAUAUAUAUCGCUCAUGGCACAAAAUAUCCCAGGAAAUUCGAAGCGGCGAUGAAAAAGAGCGCGUUUUCCGGUUGAUUGUGAAGAUUUCGAUGCAAAAACUUGAUACAUAUGAAGCUGGCAAGGAGGUAAAUCGUGAAAAUCCGCAAAUUUCGGCGCAAUUUCCCGAUUUUCUCUUCAAAUUUCUCCACGCUUUCCAAUUUCUGCCGUCAGAUCAGCAAACCUUUGCGAAUUCCAUGUUCUUGCUGAAAAUAAUCGAUUUAUUCGGUUCGGAAUGCCCGAAAAUUAUAAAUUUCUCUGAAAUUUCAUAUAUUUCGAGGCUUCUCGAGCUUGCCACUAACGUAUUAUUAAAGGAUUUAUUCGAAAACUCGGUGAAUUUAUACCCAAAAGACGGGAAAUUCAGGAAAAUCGGCGCCCGGGACCUGCUCGACGGAGUUGUGAUGUCAGAAGAGCCGGAAGAUGGGAAAUAUAAAGAAAAAUCGUUUUUAAAGAUGAAAACGAAGCUAAUGGAGCUCGAGCCACGUGGAAAUUCGGAUUUUGAGCGGAAAUAUUUGGAUUUUGAAUCUAAAAAUGUGUAAAUAGUACUAAAAUUUUAAUAAAACGGGUUUAUUUAUUG